Molecule: messenger RNA, 670 nt
Organism: Mugil cephalus (flathead mullet)
Lineage: Eukaryota; Metazoa; Chordata; Actinopteri; Mugiliformes; Mugilidae
Gene: selenoe
Product: selenoprotein e
Exons: 4
Source: RefSeq, a predicted model, not a curated record
CACUAAAGGGUUACACAUUGUUGGUCACACAACUGGAAACCAGUUCAGAUCCGUCCUGAAGAUGCGGGCCCUCCUGGUGCUGGCCCUCGCCCUGUCCGUCAGGGCGUCCGAAACGAACGGCAACGAGACGGCGGCGGUGGAAGAGCAGCCCGUCAUCGCCAGAGGUAAACUGCUGGCUCCCAGCGUGGUCGGAUGAGGCAUAAAGAAGAUGCCCGAGCUCCAUCAGUUUCUCAUGGAGCGAUGGGCUUUAUACCACAACUUGGAGUAUGACUCAACGGAGGAGAAAAACCCCCGUCUGAUAUUUUACAAUGAGAAGGACGAGGUUGUGAAGACCGUUCCCGUGAAGAAAAUGAAGGCAGACGAGAUCAGCAGCCUGCUGGACUCGCUCGGCUUCUACAGGAGGUCCCAGAAAGGGGAAGAGGUGCCAGAGGAGUUCCAGCAUUUCCCCCUUCGCGCCCCCAGGGACGAGCUCUGAUGACACCUCGUGGCCGACUCUCGCCACUGCACCGCCCGCUCCCGUUAAUGACGAGUGGGGCCCAAAGGCCAAACAAAGAGAGGCCCGGCACCACUCUGAGGAGUCGCUGGAGUCGGGGGGUGCAGCGUGCAGGGAGUCAGUCACUGCUGUGUCGUUUUGUUUAUUUUGCUUCUUUUAAAUAAAAGACACUAAAUA